AUGAAAACCAAGGUUUGUUUGUUGAUUGUUGUUGUUGAUUUGUUCUCGGUGCGGUCGUUAUCUAAUUACACGGUGAUAAAUAGUGGAUGGCGUGUGAAAUACAAUUUUGGAAAAUUGAACAUGUUUCGAGGAAUUGCUACGCGAAUCGUACAUAGAAGUUUCGCUACGGUACAUGCCACUCCGCCGCCACCCUCUGUCACAAAGGACAUCCAGAACCGCAUUUGGGAGGCAAAGCGUCUACGGUACCCGACUAAAGUGCCCCAGAAUCCUAUUAAGAGCUCCACGGAGGUGAAUGAAAGCGGGCCUGGAAAAACUACACCGAUUGUUCUUACUGACCAAACUGUCCGAUUGUUGGAGCGGUUGUCACUUGUAAACCUCGACAGCAAGGAGGCUUACAAAACAUUACAAGAUUCUAUCGAAUUCGCUUCAAGGAUUCUUCAUAUUGAAACAGAUGGUGUUCAACCACUAUAUUGCGUGUUGGAACAACACAAGCUAACGCUACGGCCGGAUAUAGUCGACGAUGGUGGUUGUCAGGAGGAAGUGCUCAAGAACGCUGCCAUUACUGAAGAGGAAUAUUUUGUAGCUCCUCCAGGAAACAUUCCUCUCGAGCAGUCAUAGCGUAUCGAAUGAUGAAUUGUCCUUUCAAUUAAAACAACUUUUUAUUCGUUUGGCAAAUGAGCGAAAUGGUAAAUAAAGCUCGAGUAGGCAAAUCGUUUGUGGAGCUGUUGGAGGCCUGCAGACGUAGUAAA
Messenger RNA from Anopheles coustani, 749 nucleotides. RefSeq names its product glutamyl-tRNA(Gln) amidotransferase subunit C, mitochondrial (gene GatC). Gene Ontology annotation, cellular component: glutamyl-tRNA(Gln) amidotransferase complex; mitochondrion. NCBI's taxonomy places the organism in Eukaryota, Metazoa, Arthropoda, Insecta, Diptera, Culicidae. Gene Ontology annotation, biological process: glutaminyl-tRNAGln biosynthesis via transamidation; mitochondrial translation; regulation of translational fidelity. The transcript is spliced from 3 exons. The record is from RefSeq and is a predicted model, not a curated record. The coding region runs from base 1 to 618 and encodes 205 amino acids. Gene Ontology annotation, molecular function: glutaminyl-tRNA synthase (glutamine-hydrolyzing) activity.